CGGGCAGCGGCGCGCCGGGCUAGGGUGGCGGGUGGCCCCGGGGACCCGGGAAGCGGGAGAAGGAGCCGGAGCCCGACCGGGAUGAGAAGGUGACGCCGCCGGGGGGCGCCACUCGCUUUGUGGGGGAAGAUGCUCGCCUACUGCGUGCAAGAUGCCACCGUGGUGGACGUGGAGAAGCGGAGGAAUCCCUCCAAGCACUACGUAUACAUCAUCAAUGUCACCUGGUCCGACUCCACUUCCCAGACCAUCUACCGGAGAUACAGCAAGUUCUUUGACCUGCAGAUGCAGCUUUUGGAUAAGUUUCCCAUCGAAGGUGGCCAGAAGGACCCCAAGCAGAGAAUCAUCCCCUUCCUUCCAGGCAAAAUCCUCUUCCGGAGAAGCCACAUCCGGGACGUAGCUGUGAAGAGGCUGAAGCCCAUUGAUGAGUACUGCCGGGCACUUGUCCGGCUGCCUCCCCACAUUUCACAGUGUGAUGAAGUCUUCCGGUUCUUUGAGGCCCGGCCAGAGGAUGUCAAUCCCCCCAAAAGAGACUGGGGCAGUUUCAAGAAGAAGAGCAUGUGGCUCUCCAGCUGGGCUGAGUCUCCCAAGAAGGACGUGACAGGUGCCGACACCAACGCCGAGCCCAUGAUCCUGGAACAGUACGUGGUGGUGUCCAACUAUAAGAAGCAGGAGAACUCAGAGCUGAGCCUCCAGGCCGGGGAGGUGGUGGAUGUCAUCGAGAAGAACGAGAGUGGCUGGUGGUUCGUGAGCACCUCUGAGGAGCAGGGCUGGGUCCCUGCCACCUACCUGGAGGCCCAGAAUGGGACUCGGGACGACUCAGACAUCAACACCUCCAAGACUGGGGAAGUGUCCAAGAGACGCAAGGCCCAUCUGCGGCGCCUGGAUCGCCGGUGGACCCUGGGCGGGAUGGUCAACAGGCAGCACAGCCGAGAGGAGAAGUACGUCACUGUGCAGCCUUACACCAGCCAAAGCAAGGACGAGAUUGGCUUUGAGAAGGGCGUCACCGUGGAGGUGAUCCGCAAGAAUUUGGAGGGCUGGUGGUACAUCAGAUACCUGGGCAAAGAGGGCUGGGCGCCAGCGUCGUACCUGAAGAAAGCCAAGGACGACCUGCCAGCGCGGAAGAAGAACCUGGCAGGCCCAGUGGAGAUCAUCGGGAACAUCAUGGAGAUCAGCAACCUGCUGAACAAGAAGGCGUCCAGCGACAAGGAGGCACCCCCCACCGAAGGCGAGGGCCCAGAAGCCCCCAUUGCCAAGAAGGAGAUCAGCCUGCCCAUCCUCUGCAACGCCUCCAACGGCAGCGCCCUGGGUGUCCCUGAGAGGACCGUCUCCAAGCUGGCCCAGGGCUCCCCAGCCGUGGCCAGGAUUGCCCCUCAGAGGGCCCAGAUCAGCUCCCCAAACCUAAGGACAAGGCCUCCACCUCGCAGAGAGUCCAGUCUGGGGUUCCAGCUGCCGAAGCCACCAGAGCCCCCUUCUGUUGAGGUCGAGUACUACACCAUUGCCGAAUUCCAGUCGUGCAUUUCUGAUGGGAUCAGCUUUCGGGGUGGACAGAAGGCGGAGGUCAUCGACAAGAACUCAGGUGGCUGGUGGUAUGUGCAGAUCGGUGAGAAGGAGGGCUGGGCCCCGGCGUCGUACAUUGAUAAGCGCAAGAAGCCCAACCUGAGCCGCCGCACGAGCACCCUAACACGGCCCAAGGUGCCCCCGCCGGCGCCACCCAGCAAGCCCAAGGAGGCCGAGGAGGGUCCAGUGGGCGCUGGCGAGAGCCAGGAGUCUCCGCUGAGGUUCAAGUACGAGGAGCCUGAGUAUGACAUCCCUGCCUUUGGCUUUGACUCAGAGCCAGAGCUGAGCGAGGAGCCUGCAGAAGAUGGUGGCUCGGGGGACAGGCGGCCAGCCCAGCCCCACAGGCCCUCGCCCGCCUCCUCGUUGCAGCGUGCCCACUUCAAGGUGGGUGGGUCUGCUGAGGACGUGGCCCUGGAGGAAGAGACCAUCUAUGAGAACGAGGGCUUCCGGCCGUGUGCAGAGGAUGCCCUAUCAGCCAGACGCUCCUCCCGUGACAGUGACUCUCCAGGCGGCUCCCCGCUGUCCCUUGCCAGGAAAAACUCCCCCAAAUCAGGCUCCCCCAAAUCGUCAUCACUCCUAAAGCUCAAAGCAGAGAAGAAUGCCCAGGCAGAAUUGGGGAAGAACCACUCCUCAGCCUCCUUUUCUUCAUCCAUCACCAUCAACACCACCUGUUCCUCCUCCUCCUCCUCUUCCUCCUCAUCCUUGUCCAAGAACAGUGGGGACCUGAAGCCCCGUUCUGCCUCGGAUGCGGGAAUCCGCGGCACUCCUAAGGUUGGGGUGAAGAAGGACACUGACCUGAAGGCUGGGCUGACCUCCUGUGCCCGGGCCAAGCCAUCAGUUCGGCCCAAGCCCUUCCUGAACCGCGCAGAGUCCCAGAGUCAAGAGAAGAUGGAUAUCAGCACUUUACGGCGCCAGCUGAGGCCCACGGGUCAGCUCCGGGGUGGCCUCAAGGGCUCCAAGAGCGAAGAUUCGGAACUGCCCCCCCAGACAGCCUUCGAGGGCCCCAGUGAGGGGUCCAGGAGAGGCUCGGCCGACCUCAUCACCCUCCCAGCUGCCACCCCGUCGUGUUCCACCAAGAAGGGGCAGGAAGGGCAGGCCACCUCCUACACGACAUGUAGUGCCUACCAGAAGGUCCAGGACUCAGAGAUCAGCUUCCCCGCAGGCGUGGAGGUGCAGGUGCUUGAGAAGCUGGAAAGCGGCUGGUGGUAUGUGAGGUUUGGAGAGCUGGAGGGCUGGGCCCCCUCCCACUACUUGGUGCUUGGCGAAAACGAGCAACCCGACCCCCCAGGCAAAGAGCUGGAUACAGUAACUGCCAGGAGCAAGCAGAAUGAGGGCAAGUCAGACAGCCUGGAAAAGAUCGAGAAGCGGGUCCAAGCGCUGAACACCGUCAACCAAAAUAAGAGGGCCACACCACCCAUCCCCUCCAAGCCUCCUGGGGGCUUUGUCAAGACCUCGGGUGCCGGGGCGGUGAAGAUGAGGAAUGGUGUGCGGCAGGUGGCAGUGAGGCCCCAGUCGGUGUUUGUGUCCCCACCACCCAAGGACAGCAACCUGUCCUGUGCCCUACGGAGGAACGAGUCGCUGACAGCCACCGACAGCCUGCGAGGCGUCCGCCGGAACUCCUCCUUCAGCACUGCCCGCUCAGCAGCUGCAGAGGCCAAGGGCCGCCUGGCCGAACGGGCCGCCAGCCAGGGCUCAGACACCCCUAUCCUGCCCACCCAGCGCAACGGCAUCCCCGUGUCCCCCGUGCGCCCCAAGCCCAUUGAGAAGUCCCAGUUCAUCCACAACAACCUCAAAGAUGUGUACGUCUCGAUCGCAGACUACGAGGGGGAUGAGGAGACAGCGGGCUUUCAGGAGGGCGUGUCCAUGGAGGUCCUGGAGAGGAACCCCAAUGGCUGGUGGUACUGCCAGAUCCUGGAUGGGGUGAAGCCCUUCAAAGGCUGGGUGCCCUCCAACUACCUAGAGAAGAAGAACUAAUGGGGGCCGUGGGUCCUUCCAGCCUUAGUGUGGGUGAGCUGCGAGAUAAGACAAAGGGAAAGGGAAAAUGGGAGGGGGUGGGGGAGGACAACAUUAAACCUGUAGAAUGUGUGACCUCAAAGAUGCACCCCUCCAGGCUGUCCCCCAGCUGAAAGGGUCUGGGGCAGGGAGGGGUGCCCACAAUAAGCAGGGAGGGGAAUGGGCAGGGGAAGCCUGGGACCAGAGGCAAGAAAGCUGAGCCCCACAUGUGCACCUUGGGGGCUUUGCUGACGGACUUGGCGCCAUUUGGGACAGGCCGUGUGGGAAACCCUAUUUUGUGCCUUGGCUGCAAAUCUGGAAAAUAUGUGGUUGUGGGGGCCUCCUGUGCCCUGCUUCUGCUUAGCCUGGUUUCAGCUGCUGGCAUGUUGCCCCCGGAGGUAGCACUUGUAUCAUCCUAAUCUGUGUUCGUGAAUUACUCUAGUUUCCCAGGGAUUACUGCCACCUGCCACGGGUGGGUGUGGUCAGAGACACCACUGGCCCUGGGGCUCAGACGCAUCCCCUGUGAGCUCAGGCUGUCCCAGGGCCAACUGAAGAAAAGGCAGUUUCCCCGGUGCCAGCAAGGACCGCCUUUCUUAGCCAUCACUGCAGCUGGCCUUGGGAAGCCAGCCGCCCUGCCUGGGACAGCCUGGUGGAGGACCACCACCCCCCGGGGUUUACAGAGGGGGUGGGCAGAGCCGUCGGUCUUUUCAUAGUCUGCACAGACUUUAUUUUAGGUAUUUCUGGGUGGGCAGUUCCUUUGCAUGUUUCGGGAGAGGUGUAUUGCUUUGGGGCUUCUCUGUCGGGCCUAGGGUUUUGGUCUUAUUUUAGGGGUGGUUUGGGGGCCCAAGGGCGGUCAGCCUCAUGGGAUGGGAUGGGUGGUGGAUGGCCUUUCUGUCGUACUCUUGUGGAGAGAUUGGUUUGUUUUGUGUUUUCCCUCUCCACAAUCCAAAGUCGCUUCAUUUGGUUUCCACUGUGUAGACAGUACCAGAUCUUGGCACUUGCCGGAGGGAUUUCAGGCUGGAGAAGCCCUGGUCCCAGGCGUGGCAAAGUGGAAACGCUGCUCUCCUGGUCCUUGCCCAACCUCAUUAGGGUAAAGCCCUCCCCGGGGAGGGGCGUGGUGUUCAGGAGAGGGGCAGCAUUCGUUCUCUUGCCUGGGCAGGACCCGAAUACGCGUGGCCUGUGGAGAAGCAGCUGUCACCCCGACCCUGGGCCGAGGGACCCCACUGGGCAGAUACCACCAGCCACCCCCUGGCCUGCAAGUGAUGCUGCAGGCACCUGAGAAGACAAAGAUCCCUGGGCCAGGAGCCGACCUGGUCUUCUCGAGGGGCAGUGCCCCUGUGAAGAGAGAAGGGAGAGAAUAAAGUCCCCAUCAACUCUGGGUGGUGUCUUUCAAUCGCUGAUGUUUCAAGAGGCCAAAGCGGCCUCCCCAAGGACUCACCCUUCGCUGGGAGUGGAUUUCCACACGUGCCUUUGAUUGCAGACAGAUCCGGCUUCACAGCCGCUGAUUCAGCUGCCAGAUCCUGGACUGAGGACGAAGGGACCUUCCUCCACCCCUGCUCCCCACCCAGGCAGUGUCUGUUGCCUGAAGAGCAGUACGGGACCAUCUUGCGCCCUCAUCCCUCCUCCCUCGCAGUACUGAUGCCUGGCAGCUCAGCAAACUGCUCCUGUUCUUUGUUGGAAGGGCCGUGGUGAGAUUUUGCUUCCUUUUGUUUUGUUUGUGAGUUUGUUUAAAAUUGAAAUUAGUUCUUUUCUUCUGCUGGACAGUAUUAAAUAGAGCAGGAUGUUGAGUUAAUCUGCUAGAUUGCAGUACUAAUGGUAGUGGUGUAGUGUCUUCAUAGUAAUAUUAUUUGGACUUAUUUGAACAAUAAUGAUAAAGAAGUGGUUCAUUAUUUUUUAAUUAAUGCACUUUAAUAAGGUGGAGUGGAAAGAAACCCAGAGCAAAGUGCAUUACUUAAAGAUGCAGUAUAUACUUUUCUCAUUUUUAAGCAGCACAUUAUUUAUUAAAAAAAAUAAUUUAUGAUUAUUUAAAAUAAAAUUUAAAAGUAGAGUGACUGUCAGGUUAAAGGACCUUCCACGUAGCUAUCUUCCAGGGGGAGGGCCCCAGCGGCCUCACUCCUCAAUGUCUGCACUGAGCCAGUUCAAACAGUAACAUGCCAGCCAGGCCAGGAAGGAGUGCAGGACGCAUCUGCCAAGCACAGAGCAUCUCAGUCGGACUGGACCACAGUGCUCCCCAGGGCCUGUCUUUCCCUGCCUUUCCUCAGUGUCUGUACCGCCCCGUGGGGCUCUCUACCACCCAUGAGGCCUGUGUUCUCCCAGCUCCCCACCCGCCUCCAAGGACCAUCUCUCCAAGGUCACUCCAUCCCAUCCCCUCCUGUUACUGCAGCCCAAAGACAGGAAUUAGCUUCCCCCAAAUCACAUAGCUAGUUAAUGGCAGACUUCCCCCUGCCUCCCUCCCUGCACUCCUCCCCACUCUCCCACCCCCCUCAUUAGAGUUUAUUGUGUGGUCAUCAUGUUUACAUUGAGACAACCAGCCCAAGGAUGGCUGGGAGUUGCUCAGGCAUCCAGGAAAAGUGGGGAAUGCUGCCACCUGGUGACAGCGUGUAGAUUUGGGCAAUGAACAGGGAUUGCCGUGCCCCGUCUUCGCCCCUCGCCCUUCCCAUCACCCCCUAAUUCACAGCACAGCACAAACCCUGCAAACCCAAAGAGAAUAUUAAUACUUGAAGCAAGAAGGGUGCAUGCCAGUCCCUCUCAAACAUGGCCAGGGGAUGCCAGGCCUUGUGCCCCUGGACUCCUAGCCGUGCCCAGGGCAAGAAGGCUUUUCCCUAGAGCUACUGAGCUGCUUUGUGAUGUUGGAGGGUACUGCUGGCAGCAGGUGGAGGAGGGAGGGGCCUGUGGCUCUGACCCACCUGGAGGAAAACCAGAUUGGACUAAAAAAGGAAAAAGAAAAAUGAAAUCUCAGCAGUGUCCAAACUUAGUUUUCCAUUAGUUGCGAUUGAAAAUGUGAAAUGACGUUGUAUUGCUGUAUACUGCAACUUUAAUCAUAAUGAGCCCUUCUGAGGUCAUUAUUGAAGUUUAUAUAAUGCCCGAAGAUGCAUCAUUUGGUGCUUUUUCUUUCAGUUUAAAGACUUUUUUCUUUUAUUACAAGGGGAAAAAAAUGUCUUCAUCUCUCUCCCACUUGUUAACAGGGGCCUGGCUGGGCUCCCUGGCCCCACCAUACUGUUCCCACUAGGCCAAGGGACCCUGGAGGCAGCAAGAGGGAGCCAGAAGGGACAAGCUGAACAGUGGGUGUGCCAUCUGCCCCAGCUGUGGCCAGACCCUCUUCACCAGCCCUUGGCUGCAUCUACCCCCAGCCUGGCCCCACAGGCUCCUCUGUCUUCCUCCUCCAUUCUCCAUCUUGACGAAGGCAUUAUAUAGAAUCGUUUUAAUCACUUUCAGAUGUUAGAGCAGCGUAUUUUACUGGCGUUUAUAUCCGUUGCUUUCCUCAGCAAGGCAUGUUACUACUUUUAUCAUCUAAGGAAAAAAGACAAGGGAAUUUCAGUCAAGCAUUAUUUUCAUAUUACUAGUAUUUGCAGAGUAGGUGUAGAACUAUUUAAGUUUAGACCUUGGUUUGGUAGUUUGUUUUGUUUUUAAGGAAAAAAAGAAGAUAAAGUAAUCCCUACUUUUCCUGUUUUUGUAUUUAACUAAUAUAUUGUUUCUUUAAGGUUACUCACUCCCCCCCAAAUACUUUGCAUUCUCAAUCGAAAAUGAAAACAAUCUGAGAGACAGGAAAAGUGCAAUAUUAUCAGAGGGAUGCCAGGGCUUGCUGGGACAGUGGCGGGAGGCCUGGUCUGUCGCCAGGGGAGGUGGGGCUGCUUGGAGGAGUCAGAGCUGUGGAGCCGACAGGUGACCUGGGUAUUGAUGUUUUACUCCUCCCUCCCCCUCCCUCUUCUCUGGCAAGAUGGCAGAGGUCCCUGCCAGAGGGCAGCCCCUUUUGCUGGGUGUCAUCCACCCACAAGAAAGGGAUUCAGGGAAGCGGCAUGGGGCGCUUGGCCUUCCAGAGCCCCAGCCCUCGGCACAGAGCAAGGAUCUCCAGGAACCAUUCCGUGUUUUCAUUUCUGUUGUUUUUCAGCCAGCUGCUCAGAAAGACCUGUCCUGAAAAUCACCCUCAGCAGCCCUCUCUCACCCCAGCCUCCUGAUGUUUGGGUCAUGAUCUUUCUGGUGUAUGUUUGAGUUUUCUUAAAACUAUAUAACCUCAAGUGCAGUUUAUGGGCAGGAACCCUAGAUAUAACCAAAUCCUUUUUGGGGGGAUGUGGGUGCCUCGAGCCUGACAUCCCCAGUGACACAGCAGUUCCCACAAGCCUGCAGCUGGGCCUGGCGCUGAGCCGGGGCCACCCGUUCAUCUCAAUGACUUCAGCCUGAGGUGUGAGCCCUGUGUCUGCUCAACACCCCGACAGUCCUCACAAGGUCUCAGAGAAGCAUCAGAGGAGCCCGCUGAGGUCCCUGCAGACAGAGCUGCCCACAACAGGUACCAAACCACCACCUCUUAACUGGGUACCGGUAGAGAGAGCAACAGGAUGGGAAGUCUCUGGGUCCAAGCCGUUGGAGCUCUGCCCGUCAGGGCAACAGGGACAUCCUUACUGGCUUGUCCCCUCCACCUCCAGUACUGUACGCUUGCUGCUCCAACCCAUUUGGUGAAUUUCUGUACAAAUACGAAUCUGCGUGCCCAGAGCGGGACUGUGCCCCUGUGUGUGUGGGUGUCUCUCCUUGGAGUGUAUACAUCUAUGUGUCCAAAUCUUUGAGAACCUUAUUGCAGAGCUCUGUGGAAAGAGAAUCAUCCACAUUGCUAAAGAAUUAAGAUUCCCUCACUUUUUUGAGGGCUGUGUGUUGUUGAAGUGUGUGUUGUGCUUGUGCACACGUGUGCACACGUGCGAGUGUUGGUAAUUUCCCACUUGGACUAAAUAACAUGGGGUUAGAGAAAAAAAUACUGGGCAAGCUGUCUCCAUUGAACAAGUCCUUGGCAUUGGGCAGGCCCCACGGGACUCAGCUUCUGGCAGCAAUUGUAUGUGUUAUUCACACGCGUAAUUCUGGCUGGAGAGUGCAAUGUGUCUUUUUUUGUUGUUGUUAUUAUUUUAUUAAGUAUUUAGUUGGAAACUUCACACUGGCAUUAACAGAUCUAGCAGAAGCAGCCCAGGCCAUCGUCCCAGGUUCCAAAAUGAAGAUGUGGAAGCAAUGCCGCUGGGUGUGGACGUGCUGAGGUGGUUACACUGGGUCACCUGCCCACACACGUGUGUCUAGCAGGCUACCUCCCAGCCUCUGCCGUGCGUGUCACCACUGCGGGGAUCCCCGUGGCACGGGAGCUGCUGGCCCUCAGUUCUUGUGUGUCUGAGGGCGGGUCAGGCGGGUCAGGGUGGGAACUUGGUCAUGGGGAGCUCAGCAGACCUGCCUGUGCACCAUCACCUCUUCUGGUCUAGACUGCAGGCCCCGACUGAACUCGUCACAGGAAUCGUGUGCAGGGCUCCCCCUUGACAUUACUGAGUUUUUUACCUAAAUCACAAUCCCUGUCUGGGGUGGGCUCUGUGGUUGUCGAGCUCUUUGAUCAGAGCAGUGACAGAACAGGGUCAGAGACAUAGCUUCAUUUCAGGAAGAACAAACCCACUGAUACUAGCAUCCCUCCUGUUUUGUCCCAUGUACCUGGGUCCCCAGGCCAGAAGUUGGGCACUUUGGUGCUUACAGACUGAGUGCAGGACUCUGCCUUCCAAGGGCUUGAUCCCAACCUGCCUAUAAAGUUGGUUUUACCCUGCAAUCCCCUUUCCCCGACCCUAUCUUUUUAAUCUUGAGUUUGUACUUCACCCAGACAAUCAGCCCCUUCUCCCAUCCCAGAACUUAGUGGCCUUAGAGAAUGAGUCCCUGAGAUGAAGUUCCCUCCUUUGCUCCCAUUUCUACCCUGGCUAAUGGGCUGGAUCUCAGGAGGCAAGAGAGUGAGAGAAAGGAAGGAAGGAAGAAUUGUUGUUUUAAAGCAAAAGUAUGGAUCGAGCAUGUUGGAAGUGAGUGAGAGGCACGUCGGUGAGAUGGGUGCAUGCGUGUUUGGGGUGGCUGGGGCUUCCCUUCCCUGGGAAGUGGCUUCCGGAAGAGGAUGUCUUCUAGGCAGAAAGGGAAAAGUGUGAGAAGGUUGACAGAGGGCUUGGAGUCUGGAAUUGUGUCUUUAUUAGAAAGGAGGAAGAAGUCAAUUCUGAAUGUUUCAGGAAGAAGACAGCAGGUAGCAAGGGAAUUUAGUGAUUCAACAUCCAAGGGUCCCACCAGAGCAGGUUGGAAAAGCCCCGAGAUUUGGCUGUAGAAUAAGCUGGCCUGAGGAAACAAUUACUUGUUGGGCCACAGGUUGGGUCCCUGAGAGGUUCUUAAUGGUCAUUGAUUUACUCAGUGGAGAGGGAAGUUGCCGGUAACAAACCAAUCUUUGAGUUUGGAGGCCCUGGCUCUAGAACAGUCAUCCAUCUCCCAGUUUCCAGGCUGGUUUUGCCCACCUGCCUUUGUCCAAUCAGAGCUAGUCUCUUGAAGUGCUUGAAUCAGAGACCAGUGACCGUAAUGAAUCAUGCAGGAGGGACCCACCACCCACCCCCGGAUCCUCGGGGUCCAGACACCAUCAGGUGUAUCUGGGAGGAAAGAAACCUCAUUUGCUCUUCUGUUGACACCAGUUAUUCUUGAGUAUCUCUGAUGAUGCCUGUGGUUGUUCAGUUUGCUGAGCCCUGCCUCACUAGUGUGACUUAGAAGAUGGGGUGCAAUGCACACUCACCAUUUUUAGUGGCCUGUGACCAAGGUAUACUGCUUUUAGUGUUUCAGAAAAAGAAGGGUAAACCAGAGCCACCAUUCUUGAAUCUGUAACUUGUUCUCUGCAACAGGUUUUUAAAUCCAGGACACAGGAUAGGAAAGGGGUUUCACUGCCAGUUAUGGGAGGUCUGCAGGAAGGUGACUUCUAAGCAAGGCAGAUGUGAGUGGAAGGUUCAUGAAGCAUGGGUUUGUGGACUGCAUGGUGCACGUGAACUGCUGGAUGUCUGGGGCGUUCCGCACUGUGUCCACUCAACCCCUCCCAGCGCCUAGUCUGUGGGGUCCAAAGGAGGUGUUCCCUCGUCCCCGCUCAGCAGAGAAACUGAAGAAAAGGACAUUGAAUUCAGUGCAAUUUGAAAAUGUGCUAAAAAAUUUCCAGGAUCAAUGGUGGUGCUAAACUGACUCCAUGUUUUUAGUAUUUUUAAUAGUGUUUUUUUUUAAUUGUUCUCAUCACAAAAAAAUGCAGUGUCCUUGGGGAAGGGACCCAGCCCCUUGACCUGCCACUUUCCAGGUGUCCUUUAUGAUUUUGACGGGACUCUUUGGUCUGCAGAAAAUACUCUGUCUUGGCAUGCUUCCAGACUGUAAAAUUUGGGUUGUUUUGUUUUGUAUUUUGUUUAUGUUUACAAGCAUCUUGUAUUUCCCUGAAAACUAAAUAAAGUUUCUGGCCUUUUUAACUGAA
Molecule: messenger RNA, 11026 nt
Organism: Vicugna pacos (alpaca)
Lineage: Eukaryota; Metazoa; Chordata; Mammalia; Artiodactyla; Camelidae
Source: RefSeq, a predicted model, not a curated record